Molecule: messenger RNA, 1200 nt
Organism: Symbiodinium sp. CCMP2592
Lineage: Eukaryota; Dinophyceae; Suessiales; Symbiodiniaceae
Source: the annotation of a GenBank genome assembly
AUGGCGGGCAUCCAGGAACUGGACAAGAUCAGGACCAUCUUCGAUGCCUCGAUCAUCGGCGUCAACGACAACAUCCGGGCGAAUACUGACAAGAAGACCACGGCCCACCGGAGGAUCAAGGUUCUCAAGAAGCACUGGCGGUACAUGGUGGCCAAGAUCAAGAAGAAGUUCUGGGUCAACAAGGUUUUCCUCUGGCUCCUGGUUUUUGUUGAUGAUUUCAUGGCUGUGAUGAAAGAGAGCCUUGGAGAAAUUGGGGCGGCCACCCUCAUGCUCUUCCUUACUCUGCUGGGCUGCCCUAUCUCUUGGCACAAGAAUGCCCUUGGGAAGGUCAAUCGUUGGCUGGGGUACAUGGUCAACAUCUCCGAAGGCUCGGUGUGGCUCCCGGAGGAAAAGUUGGCCAUCCUCCGCCCUGCCUUGUUGAAGUUGGAAGCAGGAGAACUCCACACCAGAAAGGAAGUCACCUCCCUACUGGGCAAGUUGCAGUGGGUGGCGAAAGCUUACCCUCAGGUGAGUUCCCACCUCCAGCCACUCUAUGCGUGGGAGCAGAAACUUGAACGGAAAUGCAGACCGGGAGACCUGGUACGUUUUCUGGCAACUCUGCUCAUCUCCAUCUUGGACUCUGGCCCCUGCGUGCCUCUUCGUCUCCAGCACAACACCCCAUGCUAUGGGAGCAGUGAUGCCGGUGAGGACGAUGGCCGGGUUGCUAUUGGUGGCUGGUUCUCGCCCUUGCUUAACCCCACCAAGGCGGAGGUCCUGUGGUUCUCCAUGGACGUCCUUACCACUCCAUGGGUGCAGCCCCUCCUGGCCCACACUUCUCCGAAGCGCCGGAUUGGUGCCCUGGAACUCCUGGGCACACUCAUCCUUUUCCUUUUGGCUGCAGAGUCCGUGGGGCCCUGCAUGGUUGAUGCUCAUCUCCCUCUUACUACAGACAAUGAGGGCAAUGCCUUUUCGGCCAGCAAGAGAUCUUCGAAGAAGUGGCCUUGCUCGGCGCUUUUAAUGGAGCUCUCCGCACAGGAGUUCCACAAGGGUGUCUUUGCUCAGGUCACCCAUGUCAAGAGGAGUUCUAACACGUGGGCAGAUCAGCUCACUCACUUUGAUUUCGAUGGAUUCUCCCCCGGAAAUAGGAGGGAGGUUUCCCUUUCAUGGUCUCCAAGUUGGAUGAUCUUGGACAAGCUCCUUGCUUUCAAAUCGGAGCAAUAG